This is a messenger RNA of Durusdinium trenchii, 2130 nucleotides long. The record is from the annotation of a GenBank genome assembly. Lineage: Eukaryota; Dinophyceae; Suessiales; Symbiodiniaceae.
CUUCAUUCGCCUUCUUCCAAAGCCUUUGGGGGAUUUGUUGUCAAAUUGUUAUAUAUAUAUAGUUCUUAAUAGGUUAUCUAGGAGUCGCGACCAUUGGAGUCACUAUAUACGCACUCUGUCAUUCUCUUCGUACUUUUCCUGCUUUGCGGCUUAUCACCUGCCUGAAACUGCAGGUGAUUUUCUCAUUAGCACUAGAACUACCCACUAGCAUCAGUCGUGGCGGAUGGGUCGCAGCCUAAAAUGGGAUAGACCAGCUUAAGUUUAGCAUGUAGGUUCUUCAAAGUCUAAGUUCUGCAUGCCUGGAUGCAUGAUAAGCUUUUGAACUAAUAGCCGAGCAGGUUUCGCAGAUCAGUUGUGCUGAUAUGUGGAAGUUCUGAGGCUUCCUGUGCUGGAGGUUCAAAGUAAUAUCUCUCUGUCCUUGCCACAGUGGUUCAAAUUUUGUACAUUACUGUUUCACCAGCAUCAUGAGAUCACUGGAGAGGCCUGACGAGGCUGCGUUGAUAUCCGCUGCCACUCAAAGAUGGAUCGAAGCUGCUGUGGAUGAGCGUGUUCAGAGAGUCUUGGCAUCCACCAAGAGCCUCUCAGAUUGGGUGGCUACCACAUGCCAGCAAGGUGCAGAAGCUUCACGAAUCACUGCAGCAGCUUUGCAUGAGUCUGAAGAGGCUAGGCGACACUUGGAAGCAGAUGUCCGCCGCCUGGCCGAACAACAAGAGCGCUUUCUGGACAGAAAUCGAGAGAGCGAAUACCGUGAGCUGAAAGAGUUGAAUGAUCGCUGGAAUGAACGCUUCACUUCCAUGGAGCUUCGCCUGAAGAGCAAAGAGUCUUCGGACCAAUCUCGUGAUGAAGAGUUUUCGAGUAUUGUCAGAGAUGUUCAAUCGAUUCAAUUAACCAUGCAGCGCCUUGAGUCGCAAUGGGAGAAAGCCAAUUCAAAAUUCAACAAAUUUGGUUUGGAGGUUGCAUCCACCAGCUCUGCUGCUAGCAUUUGGGAAGGCCAAUGUCGGAGUGCCCAGGCUUUGCUGGAAUCUCGCCUGGAAAGCAUCAGCAAGUCCCUGUCAGAUUUAGAAUCGGGAAGGAAUGAAAGCCUUGAGCGCAUGCGGGAGGAGGAACGCCAGCAUUUGCAAUUCAGAGGUGAUCCUGAGGCCAAAAUGAGACUAGAAAAGGACUUAAAAGAGUCUUGUGAGAAAGUCUUUGUGGCCGUAGAGAAGCGUUGCAAUGAUCUAGCUGACCAGGUUGUUGACAUCAGCAAAGCGCAAGUUGAACUGCAGGAGCUUACUUCUUCUCUCAGUGCCGUGGACCGCCGAUGUGCAGCUGAGGAGAGAGGACAUCGACAGCAGGAUGUGGAGCAACGACGAUCGGUCGAAAAUCUUCAAAGGCGGAUGCAGUCGAUGCAAGUUGCCUUGGAGACCAUUGCAGAGCUGCGCCAAGAGGAUCGUGCACUUUCGGAAGAAAUGAAAAUUGAUCAUGAGCGCUUCCGGCAGAAGCUGGGGGACAAGAUGAGCAGCCUAGAGCUCGGUUUAGGGGAGUCUGUUCGGCUAGAACAGAGGCUUGCAGACAUUGAAGUCUUCUUGAAAAAUUUCGAUCAGGACAUGCAAAGUCAUGUCGAAAGCAGCAUUGAGAAGCGUAUGAAAGUAGUGCUUCAAGAAGUGAAAGGGUUGACCAAAGAUGCCGCCCGAGAGUUGAGAGAAGAGGUUCGAGAGGAUUUUCACAAUUGGGUGACCUCCUGGGACAGUGGCUUUGAAGAUGAGAUGCCAAAUAUCGAGAGAACGCUGAGGGCUCAGCUUGGGCAUCUCAAGAGGCGGUAGACCAGUCUCGGCAGACAAAGAAAAGGGCAGCACGGCAUACCUUCAAUUGCAAGCUUUGCGGAAGGAUUCUCAGUGGAGAACUUUAUAAAGUGGGAGAACCCUUUGUGCAAAGUGCAAGCACGCACAUUCCAGGCAGGCUGCAGAGGUGGCGAAGCUAUUGUGCUCUGCGAAGGCUGUGCGUGGCAUUUGCAAGACUUGGCCACUUUCCAGCGAGCUUCCUGGACCUGAGGCUGCCAAGCAGCUGCUGGAGAUUCAGGCGGAGGAGUGGCGAGCACUUCAUCCAGAUACCAUUAGAGAGCUUGGAUUCUUUAAGGAGCACCUGGAACGG